AUGUUCAAUCGAAAGGAGGACGAAGACGUCGCCGCGGUGGAUGGCCCGUCCGACUAUGGCGACAACUACGGCGACAACUAUGAUUACAACCAGCAUAGUGGGCCAACGGAUGACAGCUCCGUGGAUCCCGACUCUGGUGUCAAGCGUGGUCUCAAGAAUCGACAUCUAUCCAUGAUGGCUCUGGCUGGUAUCAUUGGACCUGGAUUGCUCGUCGGCGCGGGUGGUGCGCUGAAUAAGGGAGGACCGGCUUCCCUUAUCAUCGGCUUUGGUGUCAUUGGUAUCAUUGCAUUCUCUAUCAUGCAGUCCCUCGGUGAGGUGACAACUCUAUAUCCCGGCGGAGGUUCCUUCAUCUCCCUCGCCGAGCGAAUGGUAGACAAGUCUUUCUCUGUCGCCGUAGGCUGGAACUACUUCAUCAUCUGGGCCGCCGUCCUCGCCAACGAGUACAACGUCAUCUGCAGCAUCCUCACCUACUGGGCGCCUGUAAUUCCGCUUUGGGGCUACUUUCUCAUCUUCUGGACCGUCUUCUUGGGCUUUCAGCUGCUUGGUAUCGAGGCAUUUGGAGAGGCCGAGUUUUGGCUUGCCCUGCUGAAGCUCCUCGGACUGACAGCAUACUUCAUCUUCGCCAUCAUCUACGCAGCUGGUGGCCUGGUCGGUCAGGAUAAAGCUCUCGGGUUCAAGUACUGGCACGAUCCCGGAGCUUUCAACGGCAAUGGCUUCCGCGGUGUUGCGACCGUCUUUGUCUUCUGCGCGACAUUUUACUCUGGCGUCGAGUCCAUCGCCAUUGCUGCCACUGAGACGAGAAACCCCGGUGUUGCUGUCCCCCAGGCUAUUCGACAAGUCUUUUGGCGUAUCAUCUUCGUCUACAUGGGAUCUGCAUUCUUCUUUGGUCUCACCUGCCGGGCUGAUGCGGAUGGUCUCAUCAACGGUGGCUCCAAGGCUCUGCAAAGUCCGAUGACCAUCGCUAUUCAGACUGCUGGCUGGCAAGGAGGUGUCCAUCUGAUCAACGCUUUCAUUCUCGUCACUUGCUUGUCCGCCAUCAACUCAUCCAUCUAUAUUGGUUCACGCACAGUCUUCUACAUGGCGCAGUCCGGCAAGGCCCCCAAGGUCUUUGGCUGGACCAACGGCAGGGGUGUUCCCGUCUGGGCCAUCCUCAUUACCAACGCCGUCGGCUCCAUCUCGAUGAUGAACGUUUCCACCGGCGCUGCCAGAGCCUACAGCUACAUCGUGAACCUCUCCGGCGUCAGCGCGUUCCUCGUCUGGGGCAGCAUCUGCAUCAUCCACAUUCGAUUCCGACGCGCCUGGAAGGUCCAGGGCCGAAGCAUCAGCGAGUUGCCUUACAAGGCGAUGGGAUUCCCGUAUCUUGCUUGGCUCGGUCUCGGAGCUUGUGUCUUUUUGGCCCUUGUCCAGGGCUGGACUACGCUAUCGCCUUUCGACGCAGGCAACUUUGUAGAUGCCUACAUUUUGAUUCCUCUGUUUGGAAUCAUAUAUGGAGUCUGCAAGUUGCUCUGGCGUAGCUCUGAUCCGAUCAAGCGUAGCUGGAGCAUUGAUCUUGACAGCGGGAGGAGAAUGGAUCUGGACCAUAAGAGCGGUCCAGCUGUCGGAGGUGUACCAGGACAAGUUCCCAUUUGGAAGAAGAUUUGGGACUGGUUCUAA
Messenger RNA from Fusarium keratoplasticum, 1653 nucleotides. Its product is annotated as AA-permease domain-containing protein. Gene Ontology annotation, biological process: amino acid transmembrane transport. Gene Ontology annotation, molecular function: amino acid transmembrane transporter activity. The transcript has 3 exons. NCBI's taxonomy places the organism in Eukaryota, Fungi, Ascomycota, Sordariomycetes, Hypocreales, Nectriaceae. Gene Ontology annotation, cellular component: membrane. The record is from RefSeq and is a predicted model, not a curated record. Bases 1 to 1653 code for a protein of 550 amino acids.